AUGGAGGACAUAGAGCUGUCCCCGACACUGAUCACGUACAAUUCUGUUCUGAGCGCCUGUGGGGGUGAAGAGGGGUGGCCACAGGCUCUGGUUCUUCUGGAUCGGUUGAGCACUGGGGCAUUUCAUCCCGAUAACUUUUCUUUCAACUCAGCCAUCACUGCCUGCAAGCAGGGUUCGGAAUGGGGCCGUGCCUUGUUAUUGUUUGACAUGGCUCUGGAUCGACAACAGGGCACGCUGAUCACAUUCAAUGCAGGCAUAGCUGCCUGCGCGAAGGCUCGACAGUGGAUGAGGGCUCUGAGCAUACUGCACAAAGUCCAGCAAUCGAAUCUGACGCCGACGAUCGUUACGCUCAACUCGGCCAUAAGUGCUUGUGAGGCAGCUGGGCAGUGGCAACAGGCUCUGUGCCUGCUGAGUAGCGCCACAGCUACAAGCCUUCAGCCAGGCGUCGUGACUUUCAGCACGGCGAUCAGUGCAUGUGCAGCAGUUGCCGCAUGGACGCGGGCGGUGGCCGUGCUUGACGCUCUCCAUCAUGCAAGGCUUCAGUCGAACAUUGUCACACUUAAUUCGCUGAUCACCGCCUUCUCGCAGGCUGAGAAGUGGCAGCAUUCCCUGGUGGUCCUUGCACGUAUCUGUUCACAUAUGAUGAGACCAGACACAAUCACAUGCAACUCGGCCAUCAGUGCAUGUGAGAAGGGAAACGCCUGGGAGGUUGCUCUUGUUCUGCUGCAGGAGGCCGAUGCUUUGCACGUACAGCCGGACGUUUCCACCUACAAUGCGACAAUCAGCGCCUGCGAGAAAGGCUCUCGCUGGCUGAUUGCCGUACGGCUUCUGCUGGCCUCCCAGGGCGCCGUUUGCCCGGAUGUGGUGACGUACAAUGCCGCCAUCAGCGCCUGCGCGAAGGUCGGCCACGUUGGCUGUGCCCUUAAGCUGUUGGGAGAGGUGGAGGCGGCUCGGCUGCGCACCACGACCAUCACGUACAACGCCGCGAUCAGCGCCUUUGCAAAGGCAGGGCACUGGCCCAAGGCCGUGGCACUUCUGUGCGAGGCUGUGGCGAAACGUCUGGAGCCCAACAGCAUCACAUACAGCACCGCCCUCAGCGCCUUCGAGAAUGCCGGGGAGUGGGAGCGGGCCCUUCUACUCGUAUGGUCGCUACCUCCAACUCUGAUCAACAUCAUCUGCUACAAUGCGGCCUUGAGCGCUUGUGAGAAGGGCGGGCAGUGGCAGCAGGCUCUGGGUGUCCUGUCCGCGCUGGAAGCGAGGGCCUUAGAUCCCACGAAAGUUACGCUGAACGCAGCCAUCAGCGCCUGCGGGCGUGGGGAUCAGUGGCAGAGGGCCUUUCUGAUACUGGGCCACUUCAGUGAAGCCGGCCUGUGGCCAGAUGCCUUCACAUACAGCGCGCUUCUCGCCGCCUGCGAGAAGGCCUCGAGGUGGCAGCAAGCUUUGCAGUUGCUAGGCAAGGUCGAGGCCAGCGGCGUUUUGCCCUCGGUUGUCAUCUACAAUGCAGCCCUCGGAUCUUGCGAGCAGGGCAGCCAAUGGGAGCUGGCCAUGCUUCUGCUGGACCAAGUAGGCCGGCAUCGCCUGCAAGCCACCUCCAUCACACUCGACGUGGUCCUGGGCGCCUUCCAGCGGGCCGCGCAGUGGCAGCACGCCCUUUGCCUGCUGGACUCCAUGGGCCGCCGAUCCCUGGCCGACGCCGCCAACGUGGACGCCGUGGCCUGCGCUUGCGAGGCGAGGCGUCGGCCCAGGCCGGCCCCGGCCCUGCUUGGGCAGGCGGCGGAGCAGCUGCAGGAGCUCCUGGCAGCCGAAGGCUCCAAGGAAGCCUACGAAACAAUUCUGAAUCCCUACCAUGAUUGA
Molecule: messenger RNA, 1854 nt
Organism: Symbiodinium natans
Lineage: Eukaryota; Dinophyceae; Suessiales; Symbiodiniaceae
Source: the annotation of a GenBank genome assembly